Guyanagaster necrorhizus is the source of this 1256-nucleotide messenger RNA. RefSeq names its product 6-phosphogluconate dehydrogenase C-terminal domain-like protein. The record is from RefSeq and is a predicted model, not a curated record. Gene Ontology annotation, cellular component: cytoplasm. NCBI's taxonomy places the organism in Eukaryota, Fungi, Basidiomycota, Agaricomycetes, Agaricales, Physalacriaceae. Bases 63 to 1178 code for a protein of 371 amino acids. The transcript has 8 exons.
UAUCUUUCGAAUUAGAAUUUGAAAACCAAACCUCUCCUUGCAACUGAAUCGAUCCAGCUAUCAUGGCGCCCAAGGAUGUUCUGCUCGUUGGUUUUGGCGCAGUUGGCGCCGUAUACUCUCUCAUCUUCAAGAAGAGCGGUCUCGCACGAGUCACGGCCGUGGCGAGGAGUAACUAUCACCUAGUCAAUGAACAUGGGAUGCAUUUUAAAAGCCGUAAAUACGGUGAUAUACCAGGAUGGAGGCCUGAUAGAUUGUGCUCCUCCGUUGCAAGCGCUGCGGACCAACGAUAUGACUACGUCGUUCUCACCACCAAGGCCGUUCCAGAACUCAUCAAAACGCCCGAGAUUCUGGAGCCGCUUCUGUCUGCCCCAUAUUCUGACAAGUACCCUCAACCGAUAUAUGUUUUAAUCCAGAACGGUUUGGGCGUCGAGGUCGACCUCUACAAUGCUAUCAAGAGCCUCGGUAAAGGUCCUCCACAGAUUAUCAGUACCUCCGUGUUUAUAGCUACCAAUCUACUCGCGCCGAAUGUCGUACAGCACGGUGCCUUUGAUAGACCAACUCUCGGCAUGUACAGGUAUCGGGAUUUCACGACCAUUGUCAAUACCCCGGAAGAAGAUUCCAUUCUUCGUGACAUCGGCGGGAUGUUAGAGAAGGGUGGAAGCACAGUCACCCUAGUAUCUGAAAUCCAAAGGUUGAGAUUUGCAAAGAACUUUUGGAAUGUAGCAUUCUCUUCGCUAGCAACUUUGACAGGGUAUACCCCGACAGCCAUAUUUCGACCACUACCUUCAGAUCCUGCGGUUCCAUAUGAAACUUACGUGUAUCCGAAGACAGCACAUCUCAUAAACGAGAGCACCAUUCCAAACGUUAAGGCUGUAUUGACUGAGCUAAUGAACUUAGGAAGAGCAAUGGGCUUUCCAGACACUGAGGAUGGUCUUCCUUCGUCUCUAGUAGAAGGCACCGUUGAGAGAACCAGAGUUCUGCACAUAGAACCCGACCACUCGCACAAGCCAAGUAUGAUGCUCGACGCUGAAAAAAGUUUGCCUAUUGAAGUCGAAGUCAUUCUGGGCGAAGUCGUCAGAUUGGCCAAAGAGUACAAAGUUGACAUUCCGCGAAUUGAGAUGAUGUACUCCCUAUUGCUCGUGGUUCAAAACCAGAUCUUACGCAAAUUGGGGAAGUGAGGGAGUCAGUAUGUCAGUAAUAGCAUAAUAUACAUAUAUAAGAUUAGACGACAUUAUUAUUAUUACUUGGCAUUUCCA